CAUGGUUCAUGAAGCUAAUGUACCCCAUGGGGCAGAUGGACGUUGGAAAGGCGUGUGUCCCAGGGACUCAGGGUAACAAUAGGGAUGAAUCGUGGCGUAACCUACUAUGGUGAUGAAACCCGUGAAUGCCCGUGUGUUGGCCCGAGAAAGGAAUGACAUCGCGAUGCAAAAAGCAGCAGGUUGAAAUUGUUGUGGAGCUCGAAAUUCGUAUGGAAUUGAUUGGAGUCACUUUUUUUCCCGUGAGCAGCUGUUGACUGUCGGCCUAUUUGCGAAAACAAUGCAAUCCUUGUUGACUGGAGGAUUGUAUGAAUGAUUUGUCCUUGAUCGUCGAGCACAGCAGUCGCCGUCAACGCGCCGAGCUGCUGCUCUAUCCUUCCAUUCCAUUUGGGGUCGCGCCUUCCAUCCCACACCCGACCACUCGAACUCAUCAUGUCUCUCACAUCCUACAUUGACCAAAAGGUCCUGGUCAUUACAGUCGAUGGUCGCACUCUGGUUGGAACCCUGCUAUCAUGCGACCAAGUCACCAACAUCGUCCUGAACGACACUGUCGAGCGCAUCAUACGCCCAGCAGAUGACCCCGAACCAAGCUCAGAAGUCAGCCAUGGCCUCUACCUGGUGCGAGGCGACAACAUUACCAUUGUUGGACUGGUAGACCAAGAGCUGGACAAUAGCAUUGACUGGGAAAAAGUGAGAGGAGAAGUCAUUGGGACAACGAAACACGUGUGAGACAGAUUAAGAACUGUCUUCGCAGGAAGACGAAUCGCGCAUCUCCAACAUA
Molecule: messenger RNA, 778 nt
Organism: Exophiala viscosa
Lineage: Eukaryota; Fungi; Ascomycota; Eurotiomycetes; Chaetothyriales; Herpotrichiellaceae
Exons: 2
Coding region: 430-726 (98 amino acids)
Biological process (GO): mRNA splicing, via spliceosome
Cellular component (GO): precatalytic spliceosome; U4/U6 x U5 tri-snRNP complex; U6 snRNP
Molecular function (GO): RNA binding
Source: RefSeq, a predicted model, not a curated record